Molecule: messenger RNA, 7741 nt
Organism: Macaca mulatta (Rhesus monkey)
Lineage: Eukaryota; Metazoa; Chordata; Mammalia; Primates; Cercopithecidae
Gene: SCFD2
Product: sec1 family domain containing 2
Biological process (GO): vesicle-mediated transport
Source: RefSeq, a predicted model, not a curated record
GAUGUAGUGACGAUGAGAUGAGGGAGGAAAGAUGGGGAAAGUGAAAAUGAGAACAACAGGGUUUGUUAUGAGGUUUGUGGGCAAUAACGUAUGUGGCAGCAAUCUAUAAACCCAAAAUACUGCACACGGUUGUUUUUAUUAUCUUUUUCUAGUUGCUCUGAGUUUAGAUUGAGAAUGUGGCUGUGCUUUUAGAGACGUGUUCAUAUCUAAGGAAGAUAUCAAAUUUCGGAUUAGGCUUUUAUUUCGGAGACUUUUCAAGGAACAUGAAAAGAUUAUCCGCGCAGACAGGCCGAGCGACGGAAAGAACUCAGUUCAGCUCCACCCCGGGGAACACCUCACCUCCGCGAAGUUUUUGAGGAAGCCCAGAGCCACAGAGCCCCACCCACUUCUUUCCAGACCACACCAUCCUUCCUCAAUUCCGGCCUCCUCCCUAACCAAUCACCGCUCAGUUCAACGUCAUCACCGAGCGCCAUCAGGUAGCGUGUCGGAGGCCGGACCACGUGUACUGUGUUGACUGUCAAAGUCUCUGGGAGCCCAAUUUCCGGAAGCGGUGAGUUCAGAAAGAAGUUCCUGCACCGUAGUUCCCCAAGCCUGCGAAUCCCCAACCAUGAGCGCCUCAGGCGUACUGUCCUUUACCCAGCAAGGAUGGGAGCAGGUGCUGGCCAAAGUGAAACGGGCUGUGGUUUACCUGGACUCCGCCUGCGCCGAGAGCCUGCACUGGGGCUGCGGAUCCACCCGUCUCCUGGAGGCGGUAGGGGGUCCUGACUGUCACCUGCGAGAGUUCGAACCCGACGCAGUUGGUGGUGGAGCCAAGCAGCCCAAGGUGGUGUUUGUGCUGAGCUGCCUGCUGAAAGGCCGGACUGUGGAGAUCCUACGGGACAUCAUCUGCCGCAGUCACUUCCAGUAUUGUGUGGUGGUCACAGCCGUGAGCCACGCUGUCCACCUCACAGCUAAUCAUGUCCCAGCGGCGGCAGCGGCCGAGAUGGAGGGGCAGCAGCCAGUGUUUGAGCAGCUGGAGGAGAAGCUGUGUGAAUGGAUGGGCAACAUGAACUACACGGCCGAGGUGUUCCAUGUCCCGUUGUUGCUUGCCCCUGUUGCUCCCCACUUUGCCUUGACUCCAGCCUUUGCAUCCCUUUUCCCACUGCUACCCCAGGAUGUGCAUCUCCUUAAUAGCACCCGACCGGACAAGAGGAAGCUGGGAAGCCUGGGUGAUGUGGACGCCACUGCCCUAACCCCAGAGCUGCUGCUGCAGAUCAGGUGCCUAGUGUCAGGCCUCAGUUCUCUGUGUGAACAUUUAGGAGUACGGGAGGAGUGUUUUGCUGUAGGUUCCUUAAGUCGGGUCAUCGCUGCGGAUCUGGCCAAUUAUGCCCCUGCAAAGAACAGGAAGAAGACUGCUGCAGGCAGGGCAUCAGUGGUUUUUAUGGACAGAACCUUGGAUCUCACAGGAGCAGUUGGACAUCAUGGAGACAACUUAGUAGAGAAGAUCAUUUCAGCACUUCCCCAACUCCCAGGCCACACAAAUGAUGUGAUGGUUAACAUGAUAGAGCUCACUGCACUCCAAACUGAGGAGGAAAAUUGUAAUGUGGUUGCACCAGGCUGUCUUGCACAAUCCAAUGACACCACAGCCAAAGCCCUGUGGGAAGCUUUACUCAACACUAAGCACAAAGAGGCAGUGAUGGAGGUUCGGAGACAUCUAGUGGAAGCGGCAAGCAGAGAAAACCUGCCAAUCAAGAUGAGUAUGGGGAGAGUCACACCAGGACAGCUCAUGUCCUAUAUUCAGCUCUUCAAGAACAACCUCAAAGCUCUAAUGAAUCACUGUGGGCUCCUCCAGCUUGGGCUGGCCACAGCUCAAACGUUGAAACACCCACAGACUGCCAAGUGGGACAACUUUCUCGCUUUUGAAAGACUCCUUCUUCAGAGUAUUGGGGAGUCAACAAUGUCCGUUGUGUUAAAUCAGCUGUUGCCCAUGAUUAAGCCUGUAACCCAGAGAACCAAUGAGGACUACAGCCCUGAGGAACUGCUGAUCCUUCUCAUAUAUAUUUAUUCUGUCACUGGAGAGCUCACAGUAGACAAAGACCUGGAUGAAGCAGAAGAAAAAGUCAAGAAAGCAUUGGCUCAGGUCUUCUGUGAGGAAUCUGAAUUGUCACCUUUGCUGCAAAAAAUUACAGACUGGGACUCUUCAAUUAACCUAACAUUUCACAAAUCCAGAAUUGCUGUGGAUAAACUCUUUACUUCACUUCGGGAUAUUGCUGGAGCUCGGAAUCUCAUGAAACAGUUUAAGUCUGUAUAUGUUCCUGGAAAUCAUACCCACCAGGCAUCUUAUAAGCCAUUGUUGAAGCAAGUUGUGGAGGAAAUAUUUCAUCCCGAGAGGCCAGAUUCCAUUGAUAUUGAACACAUGUCUUCAGGUCUCACUGAUCUCCUUAAAACUGGAUUUAGCAUGUUCAUGAAGCAUCUAUCCAGCUCAUGAAUAAAAUCUAUGCCUGGGCUGGUCAUCGAGACAGCCAGUGUGAAUGAGCUCCCUCGAGGGUCAUCUGCUGCUACCUCAUCUGCAUCUCUGGGACUUGGCCCUGGGACUCAUUGGCAGCACUCCCCAGGAGAAUAAGUGUGUGCAUUGGAGUUGAGUUGCCUCUACACAUUGCAUCUUCAUUGUGUAUUAGCUACCAACAGUUAUUGCUCAUUUCUUUCUUGUCACUUGCUGCCCUGCUUUGUUCUUCUGGAAUCUGCUCCCUCCUCCCCUUCUCACUCAAGACCCACCAGUGCUGAGCCAGAAAGACACGAAAAGGCAAAUUCUGCUGAAUAAAGUUAUCAAUGUGGAAUCCUUCCCGUGCUCAGGGUGCUGCUGUAGAAAUGGGAGAAUUCUAGAGCCUGAAAGGCUCUAGCUGAGCUGCUCAUCCAUCCCUUCCCUAUCUCUGAACUCAAAGAUGGUUUCGUGAUAGUGCUGACACAGGGACACCCAGAAACAGGGUCUAUAGACUGUACGGGGAUGAGGGCAGAUUGAGAGGCUGGUGAGAGAUGCGCUGGGUAACAGAGCCAGCAGUUACUCCCGUGGGGUGUAGAGUGUGUGCCCUCACAGCAGGUGAUGGAAGGAACACAGGAGAACAUUGUCCAGGCCCCACGUGGCUUCUUCAGGGCUCUAUACAUUUUGUUCAUACUUUUGUAGCUGCAGUCAUAUACUGUUUUGUGUCUAUACAUAUUAGGUACCUUUCUCCAGACUGUUUUUCUUCAGACUAGUGUUUUCCUAACUGCACAACUUGAUUCACUGCACAUUAGUGGAUCAAGAUAUCAGUCCAAUGGUUUUGAACAGCAUGUUUUACUGAAAAAGAACAGAACAGACUAGAUCAGAGUUCACUGCAUCUAGCAAGAUAAAAUAACACAACCCAGUCGCACAUAGAUACACACGCAUUAUUUAAAUGUUUUCUUAUCAAAAGAAUGUGAACGCUAUCACCGUGAGAAUCAGAAAGCUGAUUCUUUUCUUUUCUGCAUCCUCAGUGGUCGGUACCUGUAUAGGCCUUACAAACAGCAGAGUCUCACCAAAAGUUGGGAGGGUGGUCAGGGUGGACCUGUUUUAGUCCUUAUUCAGAAAGCAGCACAGCUCCAAGGCACUGGUUCCUCUUUCCAACUACUGCUCUUAAGCCAAAAGCUUCUAUCUCAGUUUCACAGGGGUUGCAAGGUAGCAGCCCCAAUCACUCAACUCCAGUGACCCUCAGAGGAGGCCCUGACCCUCCUUUCCAGCAGCUACUAAGCAAGGCAAAGCUGGUCAUUGCUUCAUCUGUAGGUAACCCCAAAGAAGCAGCAGCCCACUCGCUCUUGCCUCGCCCACCAUGCGUUGAUGUGCACAAGGGGAAGGAAGCCUGCCUCCACCUCUGUCAAAGAAAUCUGAUGCUCUCUUCUCCUUUCCACACUGACAGUGUGCAAAUCUGUUUCUUCCAACUUCUUUGUUUCUCUAGAGAACAGAACAGAACAGAAGUAAACGAGUGUAUUUUGUAGACUGAGAAAUUCAAGGAAUCAAGAGGAGAAAUGUCCUCACAGAGUGGUCACAUAGGAGAAUGAGUGACACCAAGGGAGAUUUGAGGCUCUUUCCUAUUUAACAGCUUUAUUUUUUAAGUUACAUUUUAUAAAUGAUAGACAGCUGUCUCUUUCAUGCAUUCCUUCCUCAUGCCAUCUACUAUAAGCUAUGCUAAUAGCAAUCACUUCAUUCUACUGUGUUUGUUUACAACAGCCAACAGAGAGUAGUGGUAACACAUCUGGAGUCACAUUAUUUGGGUUAGAACCUGAGCUCCACCAUUUACUAGCUAUGUGACCUUGGGCACAUCUCUUAACCUCUUUGUGCCUAAGUUUCAUCAUCUAUAGAUCAGGGAUGAUAAUAGCAUCUACUUUUGGGGGCUAUUAUGAUAAUUAAAUAAAUGAAUGCAUAUAAAGCACUCAGAACAAUGUCUGGCCCGUAGUAAGUACUACAUAAGUACUUGCUAUUAUUAUUUUUAUGGGUUUGUAUCCCUGCCACACUGUGACGUCUGAAAAGAGCCACCUUUAAUACCCUUGUAUGCCUGUACGUAGCCAGUGCUCAAGUAUUUGGGGCACAAAGCCUAACUGUUGGGUGAACAAGUGAAUUAAAUAGAAUAGAAUAGAUAUGCUGCCCCCCCAAAAAGUCACAAACAUUUCAUAUUUCACUACUGAUUUGCUCUUGUCAGAAAGGCAUGGAGUGCUGAGUGCUCUUCUUUUGCUGUGCCUGUGGGAAGCCGUGUUCAUAAGGCAGUAAUGUGUUUUUCCAGACUCCUCUUUUCCUUUUCCACUGUGAGUAACUUGUUGAGCUCCUCAGUCUUGGGAGACAUCGACUGUCCUUCUUGGGGCAAACUGUAGGGAGCCAGUGAAAAUCUGGACACAUGCCGUCACAAGCUGUUUCACAGGAAUGGAGGCCAGCAGGGCUAGACCCUGGCCAACACAGAGGCAGAAGCCCCAGGCAACUCAGGCCCACAACUCUCCCAGGAGUACUUCAGCAGUGCAGUCUUCACGUACGGGAACUGAGCAAGAGCUCUGCUCUGCAAAGGUUUGCUGCUGCUCCUCGGGCAACCUCAGCACUGCAGGGAAAUGGAGACCUCCAUUCCAGGUACUUGGAAAUGGCUCACAGAACUCAAUCUUAUUUAUGUACAUUUUUGCAGGCAGCGAAAGUUAAGAAAAAUACCUGUGUGUCUAAGAUUAUCUGCAUCAAACAAAUCCUCUAUGAUAGGAAAGUCAGGGUAGCUGGAUUUUGCCUUUACUAGAGUCAGAAUUUCAUCUGCGUCAUAUUGCAACUGGUUGAACUUCCUUUCUUUGCAGUGUUUAGCAUGCAUUCCUGUUGAAAUCAGAUUGUCCAGAGAAGUCUUUCAUCUCCACCUGUUCUGGUUAUCUAUUGCUACAUACCAAGUCAUCCCAGAUCAUUGAUUUAAAAUAGUACUGAUCACUCAUUUUAUUCAUAAUCUACACUCUGGGUAGAGCUCAGUAGGGAAGGAUUCACCUGCAAGAUGGCUCAUUCAUAUAGUCAGAAAGUAGACGCCGAGUGGUAGCUGGCAUCGAGGGGCCUCAGUUUCUCUCCAUGUGGGCCUUUUCAUGUGGCCAAGAUUUCUCACAGCAUGGCAGCUGCAUUCCAAGGGCAGGCAUCCUAGGAGAGAGCCAGGAUUCAGAUGUAUUGUAUUUUAUGACCUAGCCUCAAAUGCCACAUAACAUCACUUCCACAGCACUGUACUCUAUUUGUCAAGGCUAUCACAAAUGCCCACCCAGGUUCAAGAGGAGGGGACACGCACUUUUCCUCUUGAAAAUGGAUCAAGAGCAUGAGGAACAGAAAAUAUUGUCAUGGGCACUUUUGGAAAAUACAAUCUGUACUCCACCUAAAUAUGUUUGGCUGUCAAGCUGAGCAAGGCAGUGUUUGGCUAAUCCUAGGAGUUUUCCCUCCAAUCUAGAGGAUGGAAAAAUCACUCAUGCUUCUAAGCUGGUUUCAAAAUAAGUGAGCCCAGAAAGGCUUUGUCAAUAAAAGGCCUGUUUGCUAUUCUUCCAUAUGUUUUUUAACAAUAUAAUAUUUUUAAAAAUACUUCCUGAUAAGAAACUGAGCUGGGGAACUUUCCUCUCCCAAGUUUGCUCCAUCAAGUCCCAUAAAGUAAGCCAGAUGAGCUGGGGAGAAGAGCAAGUAUACCCACUAGAUCAUUUUUCCAGCAGUUCUGAGAAGUGUUUGAAGUAACUUGAUGUACUUCUCAACCAGAGGAUAGACUUGCGGUUAGCCACACAGAGCUGUCAGCUUCAAAGGGCAGUGUGUGAAGCCCACUAGGGGGUGGUUCUAGCAAACUAGGGAGAAAUAGCUUUGGCAGAACCUGACAUUCUUAAAACAGCCUUUUCUCCAAAAUCCUUGUGCAUGGAAUACCUUGAGCUCCUUAGAGAAAAGCUUGAUAAUGAUCUAAUAAAUAAAUCAAAACAUACCUUACCCCUCUCCCUACAACAUUAAUUUAAUUUAAAACUAGCAUGUCUAAUAGGCAGCACUUUUAAAGUGCAUUUCUGGAAUUUGUGGUUUGGAUCUCAAUCUCCUGAAAAUAAUUUAUUUUCUAUCUACUCCAUAUGUUUGGACCUCAGCUUGUUUUGACUAAAGGACAUGAUUUGUCAAGAUGUUUUCUCUGAUAAAAUUGACAUGAGGAGGUUGGGUUUUAUCUAAUGAAACUGCAUGAGGCCCUUUUACCUCCUUUUAAGUGUGCUUUUUAAGAUGUUCUUUCUUUGUUCUUUCAUUUCUUAUGUGGCCAUGCUUAAUUGGAAAAAAUUUUUUAAACUAUGAAAAAGACUCACAGAAAGCCCAGUGCUUACCUCUGGGUCCCUUAUCUAAGUGGAUAUGAGUCUCCCAUUGCCUUAAGUGGCAACAAAAAGAGGACCACAAGGAGAACUAGAGCAACUGCUCAGGUAGGCUUUGAAAAGCUGCUGGUGUUGAGGGGUAAGAGUUAAAACUCUUUCCAUUGGAAGUAAGAUGCCAACAAAUUGUAAUAACUUAACUAAAGGAAAAUUUAUUAUGAGGCCCAUGGGAUGUCCUGGGGAACCCAAGGGCAGCGAUGCAAGAGACCUCAGGGAGGAUUGAGACUAAGAACUGGAAAGCCAUCAGGAAACCAGACAGUUCUAUGAGACCCAUUCUGCCCUGAAUGAGAACAGUGCCCUGCAUUUUGUAGAUUCUCAAUAAAUAGUAUAAAUGAAUGGUUGAGUAGAGUAGCUAUGCCACAGCUUUGACUGAACCUCAUUUAUCUUCAAGCUUUUGAGGUUAAGCUUCAAUUCCCAGGGAAGGGCCUCUAGUUGGCCCACCCUGGGUCAGGGGGCCAUUCCAGAACCAAUCAACUGUGACUGAAGGACAGGGUCACACUGUGACUGCAUGGAUGCUGGGACCCUUUCGUAUGACCAUGUGGACAGGAGAGAUUGUUGGCUUGUGGAUUGGACAGAUACCUGCAGAAGAAUCUAUAACAGGGGUAAAGGAUGCUUUGGAAUGCAGAACAAAAAUCAUGAGCUGUCAGUAAAGAUUGAUGUCAGGUCCUUGGAUGGUGAGAGCUGAACAUGCCUUGGAGGUCAUGUAAUCCAGUUACACAUUGUUCGUAUAAGAAAAACAAGACAGGGUGCAGUAGUCCUCCUGUAAUUCCAGCUGCUGGGGAGGGUGAGGCAGGAGGAUCGCUUGAGCCCAGAUGUUUGAGAAUAGCUUGGGCAACAUAGCAAGACCCUGAAAAAAGAAAGAGAAAAAAGAAAGACUAGA